AGUCAUUCUGUUUCUAUGAUUUCGGUCCUUUUAUAAAGCCUUUGGUUUAUUGAACAAUUCUGAGCAGCACUGUAGGAAGGACAAUCAAGGUACUGUUACUGAAUACCCUUGUUUUCUAUUGCACUAUAUUUUGAAAUCUAUUGAAACCAUAUACAUAUGCUUGAAAUAUGUGAACUCGUCAUUGGUAAUAGCACAUUUGACAGCCAUACAAUUUGCAGUGCAGAAAAGAGCAACAAUGAAAUGUCGCUAUGUUCUUCGGCCACCCACCAUAAUAAAUAAAACAACGGAGCUUAUUUAUCUAUGUCUAUGUCUAAGAAAGCUGAGGAUACACACGCACACACACACACACACACACACACACACACACACACACACACACACACACACACACACUCAGUGCUUUUGUUCAUGCUGGGAUCCUGAGUGCUGUGGUUAAGAGCAGGCUGGCAACUGAGCCCAGUUUUGCAGUCUUGUGCAUUCUCAAGGACGUGCCUGGAGUGGACAAAUCAUGCUCAUUGGGUGGGAGAGGGACUCAGCGCUUUACCCAAGAUGAAGGGGGAGAGGAGGAAGACUUCCUUGAAAGAAGAAACAGCUAUUCCUUCACUAUUUUCACUCUUCGGCCUACUCCUUUUUUUCCAGGCAGUCAGAGUGGCCGGCGUCAACAUCACCAGUCAGGCUCAUCUGGUCCGAGGCACGUUGGGUGGAGAGGCCCUCCUCUCCGUCAGCUACACCAGCACUAGCUCUGACCAACCGGUCAUCAAGUGGCAGCUGAAGAGGGACAAGCAGCAGCCCAUCACCGUAGUCCAGUCCAUAGGCACCAGCAUCAUCGGGAAUCUGCGGCCCGAGUACAGGGACCGCAUCAUGGUGUUUGAGAACGGCACCUUGCUCCUCCACAACCUGCAGCUGUCUGACGAGGGGGCCUAUGAAGUGGAGAUCUCCAUCACAGACGAUCCCUUCACUGCGGAGCGCAACAUCAACCUCACCGUAGAUGUACCUGUGUCCAGACCCUUCGUCCAAAUGAUAGCCUCCUCGGUGCUGGAGUUGAGUGAACUCUUCACCUUACACUGUUCCCACGGCGAUGGCACCAAGCCCACCUAUGGCUGGCUGAAAGGGGGAAAGGUGCUGACCAAUGACUCACGCUUGCUCCUGUCACAUGACAUGAAGUAUCUGACCAUCGCCCGGGUGCUGAUGUCAGACGAUGACUUCUACAGCUGUACAGUGGAGAACCCAAUAAGCAGCAUGAGGAGUGUACCCGUCAAACUCACCGUCUACAGACGGAGUUCCCUGUAUAUCAUCCUCACCACCGGGGGCAUUUUCCUCCUCAUCACCCUGGUGACAGUGUGCGCCUGCUGGAAGCCCUCCAGAAAGAAGAAGGGGCGGGCUGCCAUGGCAGCUGCGUUGCAGAGAUCUCCGGUAUAUGUAGAGCGGAGUGACGUCAGUCAUGAGGUUGAUGUGGUGCCAACAACAAUAGCCCAUGGAACACCUGGCCGUAGGAGCCCAAUGGCUCUUUACGUUCUCAAUGAAGAUGACAGUCUCAAAAGUGAGGACGAGUAUUCAGCCAACUCCAUCAGCCUCUCAGUCCUCGCCCCGCCCGGUUACCCCAGCCCCCUUCCACUGUCCUCCCACUCACCCGAGUCACCCACCCGGCCUGUCCGAAAAUAUCCCCAUACCCCUGUGCCCUCGCCCCCUACCACCCCACUUAGGCCCCCUGGCCAGCCACCUGUCAUGCCCUCAACUCCACCGCCUGGUUCACCUCCACAUGUCCAGAGCUCUGGGCAUAAACUUCGCCCUCCUGUGGGCAUCCCCUCCAAUCGACAGACAGAGGAGCCCCCGGCCACCCCAGAGGCCGACGACCAGGAUUAAUGUCUAAAUGACAACCCCCACUCACCUGUCACUGCUUUUCACCUGUAGAAUUCAUCCACAUCUAUCCAUGGACAUGUGUGCAUUAUCUUGUCUUGUUUAGUUGAGUUUUGGUGUAAAGAUAUUUGUUACACCAGGAUCACCUGCUCUGAUCAUGGUUUUCCUAUACCCCUGGAUACGUUGGUCAUUUUCCCCACCAAGGUUUAAAAACAUGAAACAUCGUUCAUACUGCACAACGCCGCUGUGAGGUUGUUUCAGGUGUGAAUCGACUAGGAUCAAUGGCCUCCAUGUAGCCUGACUCUAGAUCACUUUGUGCUUUAGCCAACUCCUCUCUGCUGUGGUGACGAUGAUAGUCAGAACACAUACAGAUCUGGGACCAGGCUAACCCCCGUGGCUAUUCUGAUGAACUCAUGUAACAUCUCCACACACCUUUCUAGUACAGUAUCCACCAAUCAUUUUGGGGGGUGGGGGGCAAGCAAUGUAUGGCAGUUGCCACAUGGUAAGGAGCAAGGGGGAUGUAAGUGGCCACAGUCAAUUUACACUGGGAUCUGGAUAUGUUAUUUCUUGAAAGUUAAGGUAAUGAUAAUGCGUGGAGUGCAAUUAGUUUGAUUUGCUACUUCCAGUAGAGGUAAUGGGGAAGGGGGUCACAAAGAAACAGCCAUCCGAAGCCUUGGACUCAUUAUGUACAUAUGUCAAUAGUGUAUGUGAUGUUCUUAGAAUUGUUUUGGGGACCUUUUACCUCCAAAUACAUUUUUUUUAAUAACAUUUCAUCCUAAAACCGUCUUUCUAGUCCAUGUUUCAAAAUGAAGUAUGCCAUUUUAUAACCUCAAAAAUCAAACAAUAAAUGCCAUGUUGGAAAAUACCAUAAAA
Messenger RNA from Oncorhynchus keta (chum salmon), 2730 nucleotides. RefSeq names its product hepatocyte cell adhesion molecule-like. NCBI's taxonomy places the organism in Eukaryota, Metazoa, Chordata, Actinopteri, Salmoniformes, Salmonidae. Bases 550 to 1863 code for a protein of 437 amino acids. The transcript has 7 exons. The record is from RefSeq and is a predicted model, not a curated record.